AUGGCAUCUGAGAAAACAGUGAUGGAGACUGAAAAUUUCUGGACGAUUCCUGAUUCUGAGAGCUAUGCAGUGGAAUCAGGCACAGAAAAAGGUAGAGUAUCAGUGUCUAAGCUACAUCUGAUACAAGUAGAAAAAACAGAAAAGCGAAGAUCUAAGAGAUAUAUGGAGGACUCUGAAUCUGCAACAAGUGAGACAGACUCAGAUUCAGAAAGACAUGAGCUAGCCUCAGCCGCUGUGAAAUGUUUCAUGGAUAUAAAAACUGCUAUUAACAAGCUCCCAAAGCAUUCUUGGUCUGAAAGAAGAACAGUGAACUCAGAUUCUGAAAGCCCUGUGAUGUCCUCUGAUUCUGCGAAGCACAUGAAGAAGGCUGAAAUAUGCAAAAGUUCCUGUAACUUAGAAAGACUCAAGGUGGCUCAUAAAUCUGAGUCUCUGCAGGAAUGGUUAGAUGCUAAAAGAAAACAGUUAGAUUCUGGUCAUAGUGGACACUGGGAUAGCUCUGGAAAAUACCAGUUUAGGUCUAUAGUACCUCAAGAUAGCUUUGGAAAAUGUCAGGGUGACCUUCAAACAUUUCAGAGUAUCACUGAAAAAGAUCAAGUAGACUCCAGUUCUGAAAAAUAUCAGAAAAAACCCGGAAAUGAAAGUGAUCAAAAUGAACCUGAAAGUAAAAGAUACCCCAUAAAGAGAGAGAAGGGAUUUGACAAUAAGGGGUUUCAAGUGGCUAAAGAAAGAGAACAUCUCUUGGAGACUGACCGCUAUGAUUCACAAAAAGAAGCACACCGGCUUGGUGCUCGUAGAAAGGAGAAUCGUCCUCCAGGUUUUUGGAGGCCUGUGAUCUUGACUCCUAAGCUUGGCCAGGAAAAGAAAACUGAAGAGCAUAAGUCUCUACAGCAAAAAGAUAACAGAUUUUGCAGAAUUCAGUUAACAAGAUACAAGAGUGAAGACAAAACUGUGAGAUUCAAAGAGGCAUCUUCAAGUCUCAGUGACAAACAACUCUCACCGGAAAAAAUAAAGGAAAAGUACAGCUAUGGCUUUUCUCCAGAUUCUGACACAUUCACAGAUGAAAAGUUUCACAGAAAAGCAAGCCGGAAAAUAUCUGUCUAUAAGCGUCAUUGCAAGGAGUAUAGAUAUGCCCGUGGUUGUGAGAGUUUUAAGUAUCAAAUUUCACCCAUUCCCCCAAGUUCUGAGUCUUCCACCUCAAAUGUAUCAUCACGUGUUGGCAGCCCAAAUUCUAAGAGUCUGAAGUCUGCCACAAGACAGAAGACUCGAAGAAGUAUUACAUUUGAUUUGGAUGUGGAAACUCAAAGAUGUGCCAGAUGUUUUAUGGAAAUUAGUGACUCUUCUUUUCAUAAAUGCCCCACAAAUUCUGAUGAUUCUGACUCUGACUCUCCUUUACAUGGCCAGAUUUCCUUAGAUUCUAAAUAUUCUCUGAGAUCUAAAACUGUUAGACACUUUAAGACUUCUCGAAAUAACCCUUUAUCUCGAUCCCUGGAUCCUAAACAUCGUGUGGGCAACCGCUGCUCUCUGCACAGGGAAGAUUUCAGAUAUUCUGUGGAUUCCACCUCUUAUAUACAUUGUGAAAGAUGUUCAGCUCUCCAAAAUCUUAAGGGCUCUGUUGAUACCCACACCACUCCUAUGAAAUCUGAACAAAUCAUGGGUCAACAUAGUACCUAUGGCUACAUAAUGUCAACACCAGAAAGAGUGUCUGAAAGUGGACUGUCUGCUCAACCUCAAAAUAAGGAUAAUCCAGAUGACAGUGCUAGAAAUAUCAAAGAUGAGGCUGAUGUUGAAGAGGAACUUCUUUCCAAGGAUGAGACAGAUCAAGAAUAUGAGACAAAUACUGAAGAUGAAACAGAUGCUGAAGAUGAAACAGACACUGAAGAUGAAGACAAUAACAAAGAUAAGAAAGAUCCCAAAGACAAAUCGGAUCCUGAUGGCAGUGAUCCUAAAGAUGGGAACUCUGAAAAUAAUACUGAUAGUAAUACUGGGUCUGAUCCCAGUGGUGCUUCUGGGCCUACAAGUGGACCUGAUUCCAGCAAUGAUGGUGACUCUAAAAAUGUAACUGAUCACAACAAUGAAUCUGACCCUGCCAUGGAAAAUGCCUCAAACAGUGAUGUUAACUUGGAAUAUAGCACCGAUUUAGACAAUGCUUCUGAUCUGUCAGAAGAUUUCAAUCAGCAAAAUAAUGUUGACACCAAGGGUAGCACAAAUCCAAACUCUGCCUCUGGAAACAAAAAUAGAACUGUGAUGGACUAUAUUUCUGGUUCCAACAAUGUUGUUGCCAUCGCUAGAAAUGACACUGGACAAGGAAAUAAUAUUUUCUCUGAGAACAUUAGACCAAUUUCCAAUAGUCUUGACUUCACCCAAAGUGAGAAUGAUCCCAACAACAAUCCCAGCCCUUCAAACAGCCAUGGACUCCUAAAAGAUCUUGAGUCUAUCUAUAAUACCAAACUCAGUAAUGUUUCUAGUCAUGAUGUUGUUAAUCCUAACCAUAUUGUUUACCCUAACUAUGGCACAGAACCUACUAGCACUGCUAUUCACAAAAAUACAGCUACCCUAAAAUAUUAUUCAGACCUUAAUGGUGUCACAGGGUUUACGUACGAAGUAAGGUCAAGUUUUCUAGUCAACCCAAACUAUUUUGGCAGAAAGAAAUACACUAUUAGACCCAGCUUUGCACGUAGCAUUAUCAAUGCCAAUGAUACUAGCAGCAUCACCAGCUAUACUAGCACUAUUAGCUAUCAGUUUACUUCUGGGGAAAAAAAUGCCCCAGAAAAUAAAUAUUUCCCUGGAUUUAGUCAUUUUAAUUGUUUCAACAUUAUCAUCAAAAAUAUUCAGAAUGCUCAUAAUUCUCCUAGUACCAGCAAUAUUAACAUUCCCUAUGAUGCUGAAGUGAAAGCCAGUUCCAUAUCUUCUAUUUUUAAAAUUGUUUAUGGAACUGUCUCAGAUUUUAUUGCUGACACAAACUGUACUUCUUAUCCUGAUUUUUUGAUAACCUCUGAAUUUUAUGAUCCUCUUGAACUUGGUAGAGCUUAUAUAAUUUUUGAUAACCAGAAUGUUGGUGCUCAGUUCCAAAACUCCACUGGAUACACGUACCCUGAUAUUUCUAAGUAUGCCACUGGGUCAGUGGACGCCCUUGAUGCCAAAGAAUCUGGCUUUUUAAAAGAUUUUUCUAGGGUCCAGAAUCCAAUUGGCAUCAAGGAUCCUUCUUCUUUCAAGAUUCUUUCCAAUCAAAAUAUUCCACUCUCUAGCUUUGAUGUUAUAGUGGAAGCUGAGCUGCCAGAUCUUGUGAAGUUUGCUAUAUCAUCAGGUGCUGUGAAUCAAUUAUUUAAGUUCCUUGACAAUAGUGCUUCAGGAGGUGAAGUCAGAUCUUUGGCAGCAUCUAUGAGAGAAAUUGCUAAAAGAUAUUCUGAGGCACCCGCAAGGGGACCUGCUUCGCGACCUGAAAGAGGACGACCUGUCAGACUUGAAAGGGGUUAUGCUGAAAAUCCUGCUACAGUUCUUGCUGUGAGACCUGCUCAAGGACGAGCAACGAUUCCUGCAAGGGGCUAUUCCAUGAGCCCUGCAAGAGGAUACACUGAGAGAUGUGGGAGAGAACGCGCUCAGAGUCUUGCAAGAGGAUACAAUGAGAGACAAGCAAGGGCAAGAACCGUGAGUCCUUUCCGGAUGCGUCCUGUGAGUUCUGCACAGGGAAGUGCUCUGCAACAGGCGCGAAGACUUCCCAUGAGAAAUGAAGAAGAAUUUCUUCUGGGAGCUGCAGUGGGACUUACUGUGAAAUCAGCAGAAGGAUAUGAUGAAGAAACUUACAGACCUACCAGACAAUCUAGCCAGUAA
Cricetulus griseus (Chinese hamster) is the source of this 3828-nucleotide messenger RNA. NCBI's taxonomy places the organism in Eukaryota, Metazoa, Chordata, Mammalia, Rodentia, Cricetidae. The record is from RefSeq and is a predicted model, not a curated record.